AUGUGGUCCACAUUACGCUCUCUGGACUCUGGCUCAUCCACAUUGGAGAACAUUGUCCAGUUUGGUUCUGCUGCUGUUAUUAUCUUGGAACACGCAUUCCAUCUUUGGGACCAGCAAUUCAAUGCUCACCAGGAGUCCGUGCACCCUGUCAGUGUUGCUCUCCAGCAGUACAUGGUGUCUCCAAAUGCAGCUGCUGCCAGGGAAGCUCUGAGCUCUGUCAUUCACACGUAUCAAGCCCACUCUCGGUCCAUAGCGGGGUUGAUACACCGCUCUCGAAAGAAGGAGCAAUUCAUCAACACAGUUAUUGAUGUUAUUUUACAACAUCGCCUGCACCCUGAUUCUAGGAAAUCCAUCACGAAGUUGGGAGUUGAGCUUAGUGUCUGGGCCGUGACUGCAGCUUUCUUGACUGGUAUGAGGAGGUGGAACGACACAGAUUGA
Messenger RNA from Suillus clintonianus, 438 nucleotides. RefSeq lists its product as uncharacterized. Bases 1 to 438 code for a protein of 145 amino acids. Lineage: Eukaryota; Fungi; Basidiomycota; Agaricomycetes; Boletales; Suillaceae. The record is from RefSeq and is a predicted model, not a curated record. The transcript is spliced from 4 exons.